Messenger RNA from Drosophila hydei, 1919 nucleotides. RefSeq names its product protein maelstrom. The record is from RefSeq and is a predicted model, not a curated record. NCBI's taxonomy places the organism in Eukaryota, Metazoa, Arthropoda, Insecta, Diptera, Drosophilidae. The transcript is spliced from 4 exons. The coding region runs from base 478 to 1677 and encodes 399 amino acids.
GGACGUGUUGGCGCAUAGGCCUUCUGUCUAGUUCAAUUAAAAACUUCGUAGACUUAAAAGCAAAUUGUGAAUGCAUUUUAAAUUAUUUGUUUAAAAAUUGUAAACUACAUACGAAUUUAAUAACAAAAAGUCAACGUCAGCGAUUGAAUGAAGUGUAUUUAUUUAAUUUAAUCAAAACAAUAAAAAUCUAAAUUUGUUAUUGAAGUAAAUUAAGUGAAUGCGCUGUGUGUGAGUGAAAAAGGGCAUCAGCUUGUUCGCUGGCGGCCUAUUUGCACAUUGUGUAUUUAUCUAUUUAUUUAUAACACAUUCACAUACACAUGCAUGUAAAAGUGAAAUUUCUUCGAGUGACAGCAGCAAAACAAUGCGAAGUGAAAGAGAAAAUGAAGUGCCAUUAAGCCAUGCGAAAGGGGGAAGAAAGGGGAUAUACAAACAAUAACUGUAAAUGUUAAAAUUUUUGGGCACAUUGAAAGCCCUAAAAUGAGCGCCUCCACAACACUGGAAGUGAACUGCAAAAACAACAACAAUAACAGUAAUAUAAAUAACAAUAACAGCUUCAGAUAUGCGAACAUGCACAAAUACAAAAAACCAAUUAUGGAUGAUUCCUUGGUGCACGUCGGUUCGGUCUCUGUCUCGGUCGCAAGUUCCUGCAACUCACCGCAGUUGGUCAAGAGCAACAGCUACAACGGCACAAGCACGCGCUUUCCGCUGGAAGCCAACGCCAACGCCAACUGCGACUUGGGAAUCCCAAUAACGGCAGUCGAUGGCAACAGCUGUGUAGAGAAUGCAAUUGAGGAGAGCAGCGAAUGUGAUACGUUUCUCAUUGUUAAUCCCGGCGCUGGUAGCAGCGCCAAUAAUCGACGCAAUCACAUUAGAUCGUCCUCCUCCUCCUCCUGCGCGUCCUAUUUGCGCCGCAACUCCUGCUGGCUGCGUACGCACUCAUUCAUCAUGCGGAACUGGUAUCUCAGCUAUUUAGUGCCCAUCGCCCUGUUGGGUAUCAUACUCGUUGUUGGCUAUCUGUCGCGCAACUAUGCCAAGGCACUGCUCUUCUGGAUCGAAACACAGAAUCGCUGGACCAUCUUCAUCAUCUUCAUGGCGCUCUUCACACUCGUCAGCUUUCCCAUUGUCGUGGGUUACCUUGUGCUGCUGAUAACCGCUGGCUACCUGUUCGGCUGGUGGCGCGGCUGGUUAACAGUGCUACUGGGAGCUAAUGUGGGCAUAGCCAUAGCUCACCUCACCAUAAGAAGCUGCCGGCACCGCAUAGCUGUGCACAAAAUGAUCAAAAAUGAGACUGGACGAGCCAUACUGCGCGUGAUAUCUGGACCCAAAGCGUUUCGAGUUGUGCUCUUUACGCGUCUGACGCCCAUACCAUUUGGACUGCAAAAUGUCAUCUUUGGAAUCAGUUCCAUUCAGGCGCGGGACUACCAUUUGGCCACAUUUCUGGGUCUGUUGCCCGCCCAAACGAUAAAUGUUUAUCUGGGCUCCACACUGCGAUCGAUGCACGAGGUGCUCAAUGAUCAUAGCUCCAAAGUGACAGGCUAUAUUAGCUUUGUGAUAGAGGUAAUUUGUGGCGUUGCUCUAAUGUUUUGGGUGGUGCAAAAGGCGCGAAAGGAGCUUUCAGAGACGCUGCUCAACUCGGACUAUGAAAACGAUGGCAAACCCAUUGAUAUACAAGUAUAGCAUAAGGAGAACAGCCAGACCCAACAGCAACAACAAGAAUUGACUAAUGUUGACGAUGGAGUCUGCUGAUGCGAAUAGGAAUUGUGUUAAUUAAUGUACAGAUCUACAGAUUGUUUAGCAAACCAAUUAAAUUAUUUAGUAUCUAGUUUAGUGAAUCAAAGUUACAAAUGAGAGAAAUACCAAAAGAAGUGUCGCAAAUAUACAUAAAAGUGUAUAAGAGUUAAACUAUUUUAAUGUCAAAU